AUGUUCAAUCGUGCCCUCCCGGCGUUACCUGAGGGUGCUCGGGGCCCGGGCCCGCCCUCAGCGCGGCCGGGGGGCGCCGGGAGGACGCUGCAGGCGCUGAUUGGCUGUGUGGCUGACAGCCGGGUGCCGAUUGGCUGUGUGGCUGACAGCCGGGUGCUGAUUGGCUGCGUGGCUGACAGCCGGGUGCCGAUUGGCUGUGUGGCUGACAGCCGGGUGCUGACUGGCUGGCCGCGGCCCGGGCUCGGCCGGGGGCUGGGGGCAGCUGAGAAUGGAGCAACGGGUGUGGAGCUGGAUCUUGAAUUCAGUGCAGAUGGUGUCCCCAUUCUCAUGCACGAUGACACAGUGGAAAGGACAACUGAUGGGGCUGGGAGACUGCAGGACCUGACUUUUGAGGAAAUCAGGAAGCUCAAUCCAUCUGCAAAACACAGGCUACGGAGCCAAUUCCAAGAUGAAAAGGUACCAACUCUGAGAGAAGCUGUUGUGGAGUCUAUGCAUCACAACCUUACAAUCUAUUUUGAUGUCAAAGGCCAUGCAAAUCAGGCAGUUGAUGCCCUGAAACAAGUCUACCAAGAAUUUCCAGAGCUGUACAACAGCAGCAUAGUCUGUUCUUUCAUGCCAGAUGUUGUUUAUAAGAUGAGACAGGCUGACAGAAAUGUUGUGACAGCUCUGACACACAGGCCCUGGCAGCUGAGUCACCUGGGAGAUGGGACACCCCGGUUCAGUUCCUUCUGGAAGCAUUUCCUGUACAUGGUGCUGGAUGUCGUUCUGGACUGGAGCCUGCACAGCUUCUUGUGGAGGUUGUGUGGGGUUUCAGCUUUCCUCAUACAGAAAAAUUUUGUUUCUCAGGACUAUGUGAGGCACUGGUCUUCCAGAGGAAUCCAAGUGGUUGCCUGGACAGUGAACACGUUUGCAGAGAAGAGCUACUAUGAAAGUGUCCUUGACUGCAGCUACAUCACCGACAGCCUGCUGGAGGACUGUGACCCCCACUACUGACCCAGCCCCACCCUGCCCUCAGGGGCAGCUCUGCAGCUUGAGGGCAUCCAGCAGUGCUGAGGAGAGCUCUGGCAAACACACAGCACUUGGCUUCUGCCUGUGGUCACUUCUCAAAUGCUGGAGCCCUCUGGUGAGCUGGCCAAAGCUGUGAUGCAGCCACACACAGUCUCAGGAAAUCAGAUUUGACAACCCACUUGGGCCAUACUUUGUCUGUGCAGGUGGCUUUAUAAUUCUCUGGCUGUUCCUUGGCUUUGUUUAAAUUUUGGUUCUAAAUUUAUAUCAGCAAUUUUGGUGUCAAAAUUUCAAAUCCUUACUUGCCAUUAGUAAUUUUAACAGCAUGUUCUACAAGGGUAUACUAAUUUGAAGUUGAUUUUAGCACCUUAAAAUCAUUUACAUUAAUGUUCUUAAAACAGAAACUGGAAAUAAUGGUAUAAUGGUGCCAAAAUAGAAGAUGAGUAUAUUUCCCUGCCCUGCAUAGAAAGAUGGCUGUGCUGAAUCCUGAUGAGGAAGAAGAAGCCAUCUUCCCAUGUGUGAUGUGAAGGUUAUGAGAAUUAACAAAUGAAACUUGAGUAGUUUCUUAUCUUCCAGACCUUUUAAGAGAACCAAGGGAGGAUAGGAAAUUGUUUCUUCUAAUGAAGAAAUUACACAGCACAUGAAUGUAUUUAUUUUUAAGAGAAAGCUACACACUGCAUGCUGGUAAGCAGUAGAACUGAUGGAGCUGAAAUGUCUUUUUAGUUUGCUUUUGGUUGUGUGAUUGGAGGGCACUCAGAGGGAUGUGGAAACUGUAAUCCAGAUUUAACUUGAACUCCAAAGAGUCUGCAGUUACAAUAAACAAGUCUCUGAGUAUUCAUGGGGAAGUGUUUUUUAUCAGUUGUGCAGAAGGGCAUUGAUGUAAAAUAUCCCAAUUAGGGUAAAUCCAAACUUCUGGAAUAGCACAGAUCCAUGCUGUGACCUGCUGGUGGGGAUGGAUUUUUUGUUUGUAUCCUGAGUUCCAUCCAGGCACAAAGGAGGAGCUUUUCCCUGGCAGGAUGGUAAGAGCCUCUUCCACGAGUUCACUCGCCCCCUGCACUGCAGAAGCAGCAAUCUCAGCCUCCUGCUGCACAUCCUCUAGCAUGUGCAGGUUUGUAUCCAGGUCCUGUCCUGCCCCUUCCUGAGACCUGCGGCCUCUGCUGUUACUGCUGAGCCCAACAGGGGCUCCCCACGUGGCCACUGAAGGGCAAAUGACUCUUCAUGGCAAAGGGCAUCGCUCCAAAGGUCCAACUGUUGCUGCUGCUUGAGUUUCUGGCACUGCUGAGUCACUGUCCUCAGGGCAAACACCAGGUCCGUGCCCAAUGGCCACAGCCAGGCUCCACAGCUGUACGUGCAGGGAAACAGUGACAUUCAAACUCUGCUCUUGCAUUGUGUCUGAAGUUUGUCCUUUUUUCUGUGCCUCUGGUGGCUGGGUUUGGGUUGUCUUUAGCCUAAAUUAAAGAUGUGCCUCUUUCCAGAGCAACAAGGGAUGAAAAAAACAGACACUAGUAGAAAAUUAUCUAAACAAAACAAAAAUAUUAUCAUGGUGGUGGCGAAGUUAUAGCCUUGAACAAGAGGAGGCUGCAUCAAAUCUCACAGUCAUGUACGAUAAAAAAAUAAAUCUUAGUUGUGUUGCUUCAAAUCAGUCCUUUAUAGGAAAAGACAUGUAAACUUUCAGUUGACAAGCAGUAGUUUUACACAGAUGAGACUCUGAUUAGUCUUAGUUCUGAUGGUUUCAUCAAAGCUGCUUUAAAGUGUUUUAAACAGUAAAAAUGGCUCAGAAAAAUGAACCCAGUUCACACAAGCUAUUUCACAGCCAUUACAAUGUCUCAGUCAUUAAAAACAACUGCACUUUAAUAUACUUCUGGUUAUUUGACCAGUACUUC
Messenger RNA from Ficedula albicollis (Collared flycatcher), 2888 nucleotides. RefSeq names its product glycerophosphodiester phosphodiesterase 1 (gene GDE1). The record is from RefSeq and is a predicted model, not a curated record. Bases 1 to 993 code for a protein of 330 amino acids. NCBI's taxonomy places the organism in Eukaryota, Metazoa, Chordata, Aves, Passeriformes, Muscicapidae. The transcript has 7 exons. Gene Ontology annotation, molecular function: phosphoric diester hydrolase activity. Gene Ontology annotation, biological process: lipid metabolic process.